Pogoniulus pusillus (Red-fronted tinkerbird) is the source of this 2001-nucleotide messenger RNA. RefSeq names its product NIMA related kinase 2 (gene NEK2). The record is from RefSeq and is a predicted model, not a curated record. Gene Ontology annotation, molecular function: protein kinase activity; ATP binding. NCBI's taxonomy places the organism in Eukaryota, Metazoa, Chordata, Aves, Piciformes, Lybiidae. Gene Ontology annotation, biological process: protein phosphorylation. The coding region runs from base 579 to 1766 and encodes 395 amino acids. The transcript is spliced from 9 exons.
AGAGUGCCCAUCAGAAUAGGUUCCUGCCAUGACUGGACCAUCUCCACUUUUGGACGGCUCCUACCUUUUGUAUGGCUCUUGGUUUUAUCCCAUCCUUGCUUUUGGAUGGUCCUCCCCACUUUUGCACCCUUCUGUGCAAACCUGCAGGCUUGGCAAGCCCUGGGGUCUUUUGAGAGAGAGACAGCAGCAUCUGGACCACCCUCUCUCAGGCCCUAGCAGUAGUCAACUUCUGUCUGCUUCCCGGACUGGAGGACCCUAGCAGUUUUGGCUGUCCCCUGCUGCUGUGAAGGCAGCAUCAUUCCACGAUCAUUCCACGACCAUCCCACCUGGGGAAAAGUUCUCAAGACAUUUCAGAGUUUGCCACCUCUAUCACUCACCUAAGGCACCUCUGCAAACCUCUGUACCAAGAGGAACCAGGAUCCAAUCAGAGAUCAUCUACCUCUUUCUCAUCACCCUGGGAAGAUCUGGAAGCCUCUCAAUGGCCAAGCAGUUCCAACACUGCCACAAAGGAGCCAGGACUAUCUCAACGUUUCUACUCCCCCACAAUCUUGGUAUGGAAGGAACUUGACUAUGGCUCAAUGACAGAGGCAGAGAAACAAAUGCUUGUUUCGGAAGUCAAUCUGCUUCGGGAGCUGAGGCAUCCGAAUAUCGUCCGCUAUUAUGAUCGGAUCGUCGACAGAAGCAGCACGACCUUGUACAUCGUGAUGGAGUACUGCGAUGGCGGUGACCUGGCCAGCUUAAUUGCCAAGUGCACGAAAGAAAGGCAUUAUUUGGAAGAAAGCUUUGUUCUCAGAGUGUUGACUCAAUUGGCUUUGGCCUUGAAGGAAUGCCACAGACGGAGUGAUGGUGGAGUCACUGUACAUCGCGACCUAAAACCAGCGAAUGUCUUUCUAGAUGGCAAACAGAAUGUGAAACUUGGAGAUUUUGGCCUGGCUAGAAUAUUGCACCACGACACCAGCUUUGCCAAAACAUUUGUUGGAACUCCAUAUUAUAUGUCUCCAGAACAAAUGAACCACAUGUCAUACAAUGAAAAAUCUGACAUCUGGUCUCUUGGAUGUCUCCUGUAUGAAUUAUGUGCUCUCUCGCCUCCAUUUAGAGCUUAUAACCAAAAGGAGUUGGCAGAGAAGAUAAAGGAAGGGAAGUUCAGGCGAAUUCCAUAUCGUUACUCAGAGCAGCUGAAUGAACUUCUCAAAGAGAUGCUAAAUGUAAAGGAUUAUUGCCGACCUUCUGUUGAAGAUAUUCUGCAGCACCCCUUGAUAGCAGAUUUAGUGGCAGAGGAACAAAGACAAAAUUCUGACAAGAGAGGCCGAAGAUCAUGGGAGCCAGAAAGAAUGCAUUCUGAUGCUGCAGUGAAUGAGCUGAAACAGAAGGAGCAACAGUUACAGGAGCGAGAACAAGCCAUUAAAGAGAGAGAGCAGCGUUUGGAGCAGCGAGAACGAGAACUCUGUGUUCGAGAGAGACUGGCUGAGGACAAACUUGCUAGAGCUGAAAACUUGAUGAGGAACUACAGUCUUUUCAAACAGAGGACAUUAGCUUGUGCAGAUGCUCCAGAUAAUGCACUCCUGCUUCCCUUUUCUACAACUAAGAAGAAAGUACACUUUGGAAGCGAAGACAAUGCUGUUAAUGUGGAAAACUAUCCUCCUCCUAAAGGAAAAUGCUCUGAUCUCAAAAGACGUAUGUAUGCUGCAAACCUAAGGGCUCAAGCACUGUCUGAACUGGAAAAGAACUUUCAACUCAAGAGCAGGCAGAUUCUGGGCAUGCGCUGACACUGUAACGGAUACAAGGUACUUAACUUUUGAAAGCUGAUUAAAUGUAUAAGAAGAUACUUGUGCUUCCUUCUUUUAAGCUGGAACCUACUGAAAAAUAAUCUUAACAGUUGUUAUGACUCUAUUAGGAAGAGUUUGUAUAGGUGAUUAUGUUAUGAACCCAGGUAGUGUUGUACCAAAUCAAACACAUUGAGUUAAUGCUAUUAUUAAAGAAAAAAUAUUUGGGUCCUCCUUA